Messenger RNA from Drosophila suzukii, 1299 nucleotides. Its product is annotated as abasic site processing protein HMCES. Lineage: Eukaryota; Metazoa; Arthropoda; Insecta; Diptera; Drosophilidae. Gene Ontology annotation, biological process: DNA damage response. The record is from RefSeq and is a predicted model, not a curated record. Gene Ontology annotation, molecular function: single-stranded DNA binding.
CCGUCCCUGGUAAUGAUUUAAAAUCCAAAAAAUACUUAUUUGUUUACACUUUUGUUUGAAAAUUAAUUAUUUGUUUAUUAUAUCAAUGUGUGGCCGCACUUGCCUAACUUUAGAUCCGGAUGAAGUUUUGUGUGCCUGUAAAUAUCCCAAGAAAACCAUCAAAAAGGAGCCGGAAUCCAAAGAGGACGAUGAUAAAGUUAAGGAUGAGGAAGGGUCUGACCUGGAGACUCCCGAGUGGCGGGCGGAGUUCAACCUGGGAAGGCGCUAUCAGGCCUCCUAUAACAUAGCGCCUACCGACAUUACACCCGUGAUAGUGUCCGCAGCUCACUUCUCGGAUUCCGAGGAUCAGAGAUGCGCCCGCGUGGUUAUGCCCAUGAUGUGGGGCAUGAUUCCCUUCUGGCACAAGGGCGACUACCGGCGACACGGUCUCACCACCAACAAUUGCCGGCUGGAGCACCUGAUGGACUCCAAGCUCUAUCGAGGUCUCAAACGUGGCCAGCGCUGUGUGGUUAUCUGCGAGGGAUUCUAUGAGUGGCAGACGGCUGGUCCGGCAAAGAAGCCUUCAGAGCGAGAGGCUUACCUGGUAUUUGUACCUCAGGCGGGCGACGCCCUGAUCUACGACAAGAGCACCUGGUCGCCCCAGGAUGUGAAGCUGUUGCGAAUGGCCGGCCUCUUUGACGUCUGGGAGGACGAGAGCGGCGACAAAAUGUACAGCUACAGCAUCAUCACCUUCCAGUCCAGCAAAAUCAUGUCCUGGAUGCACUACCGCAUGCCCGCGAUCCUCGAAACCGAGCAGCAGAUGAAUGAUUGGCUGGACUUUAAGCGAGUAAGCGAUGCUGAGGCCUUGGCCACAUUGCGUCCGGCCACCGAGCUUAAGUGGCAUAGAGUGGCCAAGGUGGUGAACAAUUCGCGGAACAAAAGCGAAGAGUGCAACAAGCCCAUCGAGUUUGCCGCCAAACCCGCAAAACCACCGAUGAACAAAACGAUGAUGGCCUGGCUGAAUGUCCGCAAGAAGCGGGAAGAUAAAGUCAAAGCGGAAAAGAGUGAUCCCAGCGAUAAUGAGGAACAGGAAACAGAGGGCGACAGCAAGCGCAGGACCUCCUCUGAUGGCUCCACCGUCGACAGUCCAGCGAAGAGGCCCAGGCAUGGACAUCAGAGGACAGCUCUCCAGCAGAACGGCGGCAGCAGCGACAGCGAGGUGAAAUCGGCCGAAAGAUAAGCCCCACAGAUCCCCAAACUUCCGUAGUUGUAGUACAUUAAGUUUAUUUUCAUUAAAAACCGAAAUAUUUGUUCUCAAUA